GUGUGUGUGGGUGGAACGGGGAGGCUGAGUGCGAGUGUGUGCGCGUGCAGGAGAGCGGGAUCGCGCAGAGAUGGAGGUCCGACCCGAGCGCUUUAAAGCAGCAGCGGCGAAAACACUUGGCAGGAUAAACCGGGUUCUGGAGAAGCGUCAGGAGAAUGGAGAGACGAUCGAGUUGUCAGCAGAAGGUCGUCCAGAGCUGCGGGAGGAGAAGGAGCUUCCCGUGGUGGACUGUACGUGUUUCGGUCUGCCGCGCCGCUACAUCAUCGCAAUAUUAUCAGGCCUGGGCUUCUGCAUCUCCUUCGGCAUCCGCUGUAAUCUAGGAGUAGCCGUCGUGAGCAUGGUGAACAACCACACCGUCUAUAGAGAAGGCAAGCCGUACAAUGUGAAAGCUCAGUUCACCUGGGACCCAGAGACUGUAGGAAUGAUCCAUGGCUCGUUUUUUUGGGGAUAUAUAGUCACUCAGAUUCCUGGAGGAUUCAUCUGUCAGAAAUUCGCUGCUAACAGGGUUUUUGGUUUCGCUGUCGUGGCCACGUCUGUCUUAAAUAUGAUGAUUCCCACAGCAGCACGGAUAAACUUCGGCUGUGUGAUUUUUAUCAGGAUACUACAGGGACUGGUGGAGGGCGUAUCUUACCCAGCAUGCCACGGGAUCUGGGCCAAAUGGGCCCCGCCCCUCGAGAGAAGCCGAUUGGCCACAACAGCGUUCUGUGGCUCGUACGCAGGAGCUGUGAUAGCGAUGCCGUUAGCUGGAGUUCUGGUGCAGUACUCAGGCUGGUCCUCGGUCUUCUACGUGUACGGAAGUUUUGGAGUCUGCUGGUAUUUGUUCUGGAUCCUGGUGUCGUAUGAGAGUCCGGCGGCUCAUCCCACCAUCACCCCGGAGGAGAGGAAAUACAUCGAAGAUGCCAUCGGAGAAUCUGCCGGACUGAUGAACCCGCUGACGAAGUUCAACACUCCUUGGCGUCAGUUCUUCACAUCCAUGCCCGUCUACGCCAUCAUCGUGGCCAAUUUCUGCAGGAGCUGGACGUUUUACCUGCUGCUCAUCAGUCAGCCGGCGUAUUUCGAGGAGGUGUUUAAGUUUGAGAUCAGCAAGGUGGGAAUCCUCUCGGCUCUUCCUCAUCUGGUGAUGACCAUCAUCGUGCCGAUCGGAGGACAGCUGGCCGACUAUCUGAGGAGUCACAACAUCAUGACCACCACAAACGUCAGGAAACUCAUGAACUGUGGAGGUUUCGGGAUGGAGGCCACGUUUCUUCUAGUGGUGGGUUUCUCUCACAGUAAGGGCGUCGCCAUCUCCUUUCUGGUCCUUGCUGUCGGAUUUAGUGGUUUUGCCAUCUCAGGGUUCAAUGUCAAUCACCUGGACAUCGCUCCACGUUACGCCAGUAUCCUGAUGGGCAUCUCUAACGGCGUCGGGACGCUCUCUGGCAUGGUGUGUCCUCUGAUCGUUGGUGCCAUGACCCGGAACAAGACGCGGGAGGAUUGGCAGUACGUGUUUCUCAUUGCAUCACUUGUUCAUUAUGGUGGAGUUAUCUUCUACGGUAUCUUUGCGUCCGGUGAGAAGCAGUCGUGGGCGGAGCCAGAGAACAUGAGCGAGGAGAAAUGUGGGAUUUUAGGAGAAGACGAGCUGGCGAAUGAAACGGAAGAGCUGUACCACUCAGUGGGCGGCGGCUACGGAGCAACCAUCCAAUCAGGUGACCCCAAUGGGGCGGGGCCUGGAGGGGGCGGAGCUGGUGGAAGCUGGGCCUCAGACUGGGACAAAACGGAGGAAUACGUCCAACCUGUGGGAACGAACAGCUUCCUGUAUGGAGAAGAGGGCAAUGAGCCAAUGAUUGUGAGGCUCAGAGAUCAAGAGUAAAGCUGGAUGGGAACAGGACGGGGGAAACAAGGACUGAAUAUUCCUCCCCUACACAAACUGACUGGGAUGGAAGAAGUGGUUCUGACCCAAACUAGAAAAAAUUACAUAAUUAACCUCAAAUCAUUAUCUGAAGUGUGUGUCGGAGUGUGUAUGUGUCUGUUUUGAGUGCAUGGAAACGAAUGUUUGAACUUACCAAAAAUAAUUUUACUCCUACUAAAGUAUAAUUCCAAUUGAAAAAGAAAACAAAAGCAGAUUUAUGGAGUUGAUCUCGUGUCGUGCCGAUACUGUGAGGUGUGUGUAGUAUUGGUCCAUUUUCCGGGAGAAUCUCAUAAAUAAAUACACAUUUAAAGAGCAAUAUCAACUAUUUGGAUGAGCUUAUAGAAGCACUGACAUACUUUGUUCUAUUAUUAUACUUCAUUAUUCAUUCUGUAUAAGUAUCUGUGGCACUUUGGAUAAAAGGGUGGAUCUCAUGACAAAAAUGUCAAUUCCUUCCCCGUAAUUAACCAAAAAUGAUCUGAAAUUAAAUUUUGCACGAAGAAAGUUCAUAGCAGUAUUCUUUUUAUUGUAUUUUAAUAUAUUAAUAUAUAAUUUUAAUAAAUGAAAAUAUAUGUACUAAACCUUAUUAUAAAGAAUUUUCUUGCAUCAGUAAA
Molecule: messenger RNA, 2496 nt
Organism: Carassius gibelio (silver crucian carp)
Lineage: Eukaryota; Metazoa; Chordata; Actinopteri; Cypriniformes; Cyprinidae
Product: vesicular glutamate transporter 1
Exons: 13
Coding region: 71-1846 (591 amino acids)
Biological process (GO): synaptic transmission, glutamatergic; transmembrane transport; neurotransmitter loading into synaptic vesicle
Cellular component (GO): excitatory synapse; synaptic vesicle membrane
Molecular function (GO): neurotransmitter transmembrane transporter activity; L-glutamate transmembrane transporter activity
Source: RefSeq, a predicted model, not a curated record